GGAACUUUUCUACUCGUUUGUGCAAAUAUAAUACAAUACUGAUAAAAGAAGAUAUAGGUUAGAUAAAACCUCAAUGUACUAGUAGUCAAUAGUAUUAAAGGCAUGGAUUAUUGAGGAAGAAAAAAACAACACAGAGCAAUGAUGGAGUUGUGGAGUAGUAUUCUGUGUCUGAUACUCACAUGGGCAAUCAUCCAAGCCGUUCAUUCAAUCAUGAGAUCCAAACCCAGUUCCGGCAACCUUCCACCGGGACCAAAACCAUUACCAGUCAUCGGAAACCUCCACCAACUCGGUGACAAACCCCACAAGUCCCUGGCCGAGCUCGCCAAGCUCCAUGGCCCCUUGAUGAGCCUCAAGCUUGGUCAAGUCACAGCCAUCGUGGUUUCUUCAUCGGCCGUGGCCAAAGAAGUCCUUCAAACACAUGACCAGUACUUGUCGAACCGAACCAUCCCGGAUGCGCUCUAUGUUCAUGGUCAUGAGAGCGUUGGUCUUCCAUGGAUUCCGGUCUCUAACCUGUGGAGAAAUCUUAGGAAGAUCUGUAACACUCAACUGUUUGCAGUCAAAGUUUUGGAUACAAACCAAAAACUCAGGCGGAGGAAAGUGAAGGAGCUUCUUGAGGAAAUGGAAAAGAGUAGCUUGAGUGGUGCAGCUGUGGAUAUUGGCAGCGCAGCUUUCUCUACGACACUUAAUUUGUUGUCUAACACCAUGUUUUCUGUCGAUUUGGCUGACUCGGAAUCGGAACUGGCUAGAGAUUUUAAGGAUAUUAGUUGGAAUAUCAUGAAAGAGGCUGGGACACCAAACUUGAGUGACUACUUCCCGUUGCUUAAGAAGAUUGACCCUUUGGGUAUAAGGCGUCGCAUGAAGAUUCACGUAAGUAGAAUAUUGGAACUUAUUGAAGGAGUGAUCGGCCAAAGGUUGAAGCUAAGGGAAUCUUCGAAGUCCGUUAAGAACGAUGACGUUUUGGAUACCCUUCUCGACAUUAUGGAAGGAAACAACAACGAAAUCAACAGACACCAGAUCGUGCAUUUGUUACUGGUUCUGUUCGUAGCGGGCACGGAUACGACUGCUGCCACUUUUCAAUGGGCAAUGGCCGAACUGCUUCGUAACCCAGAAACCCUGUCCAAAGCCAGAGCAGAACUCGGCCAAAUCAUCGGAAAAGGAAACCCAGUUGAGGAAUCCGACGUUUCUCGGCUACCUUACUUACAAGCCGUGCUAAAAGAAACGUUUCGACUACACCCAGCGGUUCCAUUGUUGCUCCCUCGUAAAGCCGAAACAGAUGUCGAAAUCAACGGCUUCACAAUCCCAAAGGGUGCUCAAAUCUUUGUCAACGCAUGGGCUAUAGGCAGAGAUAAGAACAUAUGGGAUGAGCCAGAUUUGUUCAAACCGGAGAGAUUCAUAGGGUCAGAAGUGGACGUUAAAGGAAGGAGCUUUGAGGUGAUACCCUUCGGAGCUGGGCGAAGAAUAUGCCCUGGAUUGCCUUUGGCUAUGAGGAUGCUGCCAUUAAUGUUGGGGACCCUUAUCCACUCUUUUGAAUGGAAGCUCGAAAAUGGGCUUAAACCAGAAGACGACGUUGAUAUGAACGAUAAGUUUGGCAUCACUUUACAAAUGGCUCAGCCCUUACGAGCUGUUCCAACUCUUGCAUAACCUUAUUACAAAUGGCCAUCAUGUCGACGUCGUCGUCGUCGUCGUCGUGUGAACCGUACUAUAUUUCAAUAAUAUUUUUUAUAAAACUUUUUGUCUGUAACUUAAGAUUUUAAAGACCCAUUUUUUAUGUCUCACUAAUAAUUUUAUUUGAGUUAGCUGAUCAGUUUUCUCAUA
Humulus lupulus (European hop) is the source of this 1815-nucleotide messenger RNA. Its product is annotated as geraniol 8-hydroxylase-like. NCBI's taxonomy places the organism in Eukaryota, Viridiplantae, Streptophyta, Magnoliopsida, Rosales, Cannabaceae. Gene Ontology annotation, molecular function: iron ion binding; oxidoreductase activity, acting on paired donors, with incorporation or reduction of molecular oxygen; monooxygenase activity. The transcript is spliced from 2 exons. The coding region runs from base 139 to 1641 and encodes 500 amino acids. The record is from RefSeq and is a predicted model, not a curated record.